AUGCCCGCAGUCGACCGAUCGAGGGAGGAGAAGCUUCCUCCCUUCCCAGAUGACGUGCCCACCGCGCCUCUCGUAACGAUAUCCCUGUCCAAACUCCUCCACGGGGAUGAAGACGACGAACAUGCCCAGCUCUUCCAGGCCGCCAAGUCCCUUGGCUUCUUCUACCUGGACAUGCGCGGCUGUCCGGUAGGAGAGAGCAUAUUGCGGCAAGCUGACGCCAUGUUCGACCUCGCAGAGGAUUUCUUCGCGUUGCCGGAGGAAGAGAAGAGGAAAUACGAUUUUGCCGCGCAGGGAAAGUAUUUCGGAUACAAAGGUAUGGGGAAGGAAGUCAUUGAUGGGGAGGGGACGAGAGAUAGGAAUGAGAUCUACAAUAUCUCCAAAGACGAUAUUCUCUCGAUUUCCGAACCGCUGCCAGCGCCCGAACUCAUAAACAACCGACGAAGCGAUCUUUCGACGUACAUCCACACCAACUACACCAUCCUCGAUGUGCUAUUCACGUCGCUUUCGCGAUCGCUCCGACUCGAGCCCUCGACAUUGUCGAAUCUGCACCGUCUCCACGCGCCAUCCGGCUGCCACGUCCGCUUCAUCCGCGCGCCGCCGUCGACCAAGCCCGUCAGCGAGGAAACGGCCGCCCUCGGCGAACACACCGACUUUGGCUCCCUCACCAUCCUGUUCAACCGCCUGGGCGGGCUGCAGGUGCAGCUGCCGCAGUCGCAGGACUGGGUGUACGUCAGGCCCGUCCCCGGUUGCGCCAUCGUCAACCUCGGCGAUGCCAUGGUCAAGUUCUCCGCCGGCAUUCUCCGGAGCAACCUGCAUCGCGUCGUCACGCCGCCGGGCGAGCAGGCGAAGCACACGAGAUACAGCCUGGUCUAUUUCUCGAGACCGGAGCACGAGGUCGUCAUGAAGAGGCUGCCCGGAGGACUGAUCGAUGAGCAGGGCGUGACGUCCCCGGACGGAGAGACGGAGGAGAAAACGAGGGAUUGGAUGUUGAGGAGACAUCUUGGGAGGAAGAUCGAGUAUUUUACUGGGCCGGAGAGUUGGCAGAAUGCAAUGGGCACGGAGAAGCGGGAUGUCGUGGUGCAAUAG
This is a messenger RNA of Rasamsonia emersonii CBS 393.64, 1086 nucleotides long. Its product is annotated as 1-aminocyclopropane-1-carboxylate oxidase. Bases 1 to 1086 code for a protein of 361 amino acids. The record is from RefSeq and is a predicted model, not a curated record. The transcript is spliced from 2 exons. Lineage: Eukaryota; Fungi; Ascomycota; Eurotiomycetes; Eurotiales; Trichocomaceae. Gene Ontology annotation, molecular function: dioxygenase activity.